AAUUAAAUUUAUAGAGUAUACUAAUAUUUCGCCUCAGCAUACAGGGCUUCAUUAGAGUAAGAAGCCACUUGUCAUCAGAGUUACUGCCACUUGUUUUACAAUGGUUUUCUUCAAACUCAUUGUAGUGAUGAUAUAAAACAGUACAUCCAAUCUCAAGAAUGCAGGUGCCAAUCAAUUCUCCUCAGGUUUCCUGGAAAAAAUACCCUUGUUGAAAGCAUAUCACAUUGUGAAUGUUGUGAUAUCUGUGCAAAGUACAGAGGAAUGUAAUAUUUGACAAAUGCAAAAAACAAAACUUUUCUUUCACAAAUAAAGCCAAUAUUUAAAGUGUUGAGAGAAAACGUGAAGUCAGUAGACAAAAAUAAGGUGAGUCAAUUAUUAAAACAGAACAUGGAUGAAGUUAUGGUAUCUUAACUAACUCCACGCUGUGUUUAUACAGAAUUUUCACAAUACCACGUAACACAAUUUUUAAAAAGCUUGGAGUAUAUUUUUAUGAAACAACUUUGAAGCAAAAUGUUGAAAUCUGGAGAAAUGAGAACGCUUCAAAAAUUUUGAAAAUACAUUGAUCCCGAGGAAUAUGAUGAUGUAGCAUUCAACAACAGUGGACUGUCUAUUGAAGAUGACAAUUGUGAUGAAUUGCAACAAAUUCUAGAUGAUACAGAAUCUAGAUUGCACGACCAAGUCUUAACAGCAGUUCCAUUUAACAAUCUGUAAGACGAAAUUUAACGCAAAAAAGGAAAAUAGACUUGAGCCGUCAUUUAUCAAGAAAAAAACUGACUGAUGAAAAAAUGGAGACCUGGAACUUCAUCGGCUUCAACAGACGCAAUGGAAAAAAUACGCCCAGAUUUUAAAUUUUAGGAUCUGUCUAGAGAAGCUGACAUGAAUUUUUUCAGUAGAUUUGAGAGUAGAGAGAUUUUUAAACUGACUUUUGAACAUUUAAAGCAAACGACAGCAUCAAUGACUUACUGGAGAGGGGACAAAACCACAAAAACCCCAAUAAGAGCUUCCUGAAUUAGAAUCUGAGAUGUGUGAGGCUGGUUUAGAUAAAAAAAAAUGUAGUCCUGUACGAAAAUUGCAAGAAUUUUUAGCCGUGAAGAUAAAACUGAGGGUCGGCCUUUUAGUUGAUUACAUUGCCUUCAGAUUUAAGAUUUUGCGUGCACUCGUCAGUUCAGUGUUUUUUACAUGGGUAAGACUGAUGGAAAAAGAACUUUGAGGCCUUAUCAUAUGGGUUGAACGAGAAGCAGUGAGGGAAAAUUUACCGGAAAGUUUUUGCAAGAAUUAUCCAAAAUGCCACAUCAUAAUUGACUUCACAGAAGUAUUUAUUGAAACCCCCUUUUUCUUGAGGUUGCAGCACAAUGCUGGAGCAAUUACAAGCAUCACCAUACUUUUAAGUUUUUAGUCAGUAUUACGCCAAAUUAUACCAUCAGUUUCUUGUCGAAAUGCUAUGGUGGGCAAGCUUCAGAUAUCCACAUUACUGAAGAAAGUGGCUUGGGGAAAAAACUGCUUCCUCUUGAUCAAGUAAUGGCUGAGAGGGGGUUCAAAAUUGAGAACUAUUUGUCAUACAACCAGUGCAUGUUACCAAUACCUCCCUCGACAAUAGGCUCAAAGCAAACGGACAAGACAGAUGUCCAAAAUAAAACAGUUAUUGCCAAUGUGGGAAUUUUUGUAGAGAAGACUGCCUAUGUUGCUGCUUCCAUUUGCUGAUGACAUUGUCACUAUCUGUGCAGCUGUAGUAAAUUUUAAAAUUCCCUUGCUUGAACAAUGAAGCUGAAACUUUACUAUCUUUAAACUAAUUGUCUGUAAUUUAUCGUAUUAAGAGAUGAAAAAAGUGAACAGUUAAAAAUAGUAUUUGUGUUCAUUCAGAAAGAAAAUAUAUGCAAAUAUAGAAAGAGAUAAAUUCUAAGCUUAUAGAUCUGUCUUUUUGUAUUUUCCAAACAGAGUACUGCAUGCUUAUAAUGUGAAUUAUGUGUAAUAGAAAAUUUAAAAGUUUCUGAUGCAUGAUUUGCAAAACCAUUCUCCCUCUGGCACUUUCGCCACUUUUAUGCAAAACCAAUGAUGCCAGAGUUUGUAAGAACAGCACUCAACAGUCUUUUCGCCAUUGAAUUCAAUUUUGUCCUGUUCAAGGCAAACUUAAUGGCAAAUAGAACAGUAGCAAACUUUCCUCAAUCCUAAUAAUGCUCUUACGAUAUACGAUUUAAAGAAUAUUGCGGAAUUUUUUUCGCAUUCCGUGUUUCGCAUUCCUCCCAUUGAUUGAUGUGGAAACGAAUUUUCUCCACAAAUGGUUGACCUUUAGGUUUCCAAACAACAAAAUACGCAUAUUUUGCACCAAUGAUAGCCAUUUGUGCAUUAAUUUGGCUGAAAUAUUCAUGCUCCUUGCUUAAAUGUAGAAUGCCAUCAUCUCCCCUUUUCAAAAAAGAUAAGCUAUCAGCCCCUCCGCAACAGUCGUUUCACGUAUAGCAUACGCAAACUUGUAUUCCACUGGCAAAUGUGUUUCUUGGCAGCAACUGCAUACAAAAAUGUUAUCGGACGUGGCUCUUAAAUAAGGAAAAGUCUUAUGCACUUGAAGGCCUGACUGCAAAAGGUUAUCAUUUUUAUGGAUUUUGAUAACUGUUUCACUGAAGGCUUUUCGUGCAUUGUCUUUGUGAUCUCGACCAAACCAUACAGCUGGUAAUUGGCCGAUUUCGAAAUCCCUCAACAACCUGGCAAGGAGAGGAGUGACUUUGGGAAAUUUUCUUCUAGCUCUAGUUUGUUUUGGUAAAAACGUCUCAAAUUUUCGUUGCUGUAAUGUAACCUAAUCCUGCUCUUUCCAAAGCUGCAAGCUGUUCUGUGUCCUUGUACGCUUCUCGAGCUGUUUCAGUUGAAACUUGUUAAAAGAUAAUCUAUCCAUGAAAGCUCCAACCAAAACCUGCUCAUUGCCAACACUUUAAAAACGGCAGGAUUCGGUUUUUUUCCCGUUACUCGGUUAGUAGCUUCUCAAUGAGCUCUUUUUCAGUGGAUAACAAAUGGCUCUGGCGUGAAUCAAAUCCUUUCUUGAACUGACUGUUCAUUUCCCUAGCUUUUUCCCUUUUAUUGCUUCAUGCUUUCUAACAAAUAGGUCUUUGAUUUUUUGUGGUCCAAUGUGCUUUUUUGUAAUUCUCUUCCACGCGCAUGCCGUAUUGGUACACGCAAGAUCAACAAACCUUUUCACAUUUGCAUACUCUACUUAAUAGAGCGCAGCUACAACAUCAUUGCAGCAUUCACCCAUCCCAGCUGUACAUCAACAAUAUGCACAUUGCCGUCUUUCUCGCUCAGAAUCCAGACACUUCUUGGUUCUUCAUUGAUUUUCUGUGAUGGUGUAACAUUGACCUUCAAAAUCACACGAUCAGGUCUUACAGGGAAGCAGAGGUUUUUAUCGACAAAUCCGCUCUUGAAAUAUGAAAAGGCUUUUUUCGCUUUGUAUUGGCCAAUAUAUUCAGUAUCAAAAGCCUUCUUGCUUAUGAUGUAUGAGAAGAUUUUUCCUAAGUCCACCCGUGACCAAAGUGAAACAUUCUCAAUCCAUUUCUCAUCUUGGCAAGUGGAUCAAUUAUUGAAUGAUCAGAUAGAAGCUGUUGGUAAGUGUUUUGCAAUUUCCUCUCAAAGCUCUACAAUGUCUGAACUGAUAGGUAUGUUCUGUUCAAAUGCCACAAAUACCGUUGCUGCAAUUGAAACCUUUUAUCAAACUUGAGAUAAACCUCUUUGCGCCAAGGAAAAUUCUUUUUCAGCCGUGCUGAUUUCAAGGAAAUCAGCGUAUGAUAAAACAUCUGUUUUACACAAUGACUCAGCCAUAUUUUUGCUAAUACGGUAUGUACUCGGAAUAACUUUGUAAACUUCGCAAACUGUCUGUUUAAGGAAAACUGAAGUUUUCUAAAAAUACACUGCUUUUGAGUCAGCUAGAGCAUGGCGUUUGAAAGAGGAGGGGUAUGUGAAUAGCCAAUCAGAAGAGGUCAAUAAGGAUAUCAUCAAUUUCUAUCUAGCAGAUAUUGCCCCUCAUGCUAUACAGGGGAUUCCUCCAUCCAUAACAACAUGCAUGUAGGAACUUCCCCAAAUAGCAUUUGACUCAAACAUGCGUCACGAUCAUAGAAUAGUUCAUGAUGUUUUGAUGUCUCGUACAGGUUUUUUUGACGUCAAAUGAAUGUCAGUAUACUCAAGACCCUCAUACCGGAAAAGGAAAUUAAGCGAAUCUACAAGUAGGCUGUGUAAUGUUUUGUUCAGCAAAAGGAUGCUAGGACCCAGACCCUAUAUAUAUUGUUAUGUUUUGGAGAGUUAUAAAAAGUUACGUUCGAAGCACGCCGUAGUUUGAAUCAUCUACAAUCUGCCUAUUAGGCCACAGUAAACAUAAAUAUAACAUUGGCGACGAGGAAAAGUAAUGUAACAUUUACAGUGAUCGGUAAAUCAUGGCUUCAGUUAGCAUCGUUCCUAGCAUGCCGCUGUUCGACCCAGAUGCAGAGAUUGGUGCUUCGGUAGGCCCGAGAUGGAAAGUGUGGCUGCAAGAUUUUAAAACAUUUCUAGUGGCAAAUGAUAUCACUGACAAUAAACGUAAACAAGCUUUACUCCUCUAUCAAGCUGGCUCAAGAGUGAGGGAAAUAUUUCGCCAAUUAUCUGAUACAGGCGCUGCUGAUGCAUACCAAACUGCCGUAACCAAACUCACUGCCUACUUCGAGCCCCAAACGAACAGGCUUUAUGAAGUGUACAAAUUUAGGCAGGCCGUACAACAACCAAAUGAGACGUUGGAUCAAUUUCACGUUCGACUUCGUCAUUUGGCACAAACUUGUGAGUUUUCUGAUUUUUCACUUGAUUUUGAAAUACAGCUCCAAAUCGUAAUCGGGGGCAAAUCCACAAGUUUGCGUAAACAAGCUCUCAAAGAUCCUAAAUACACCCUUAAAGAUAUGUUACUGGACGGCCGCAGAGCGGAAAUUAGUACUUUUCAAACGGCAGAUAUCGAGGGUAAACAGUCAAGGGACAAUUUACAAGCUAUCAAACAGAAAAAGAGUUUCAGUAAACAACAAACUUCAGCACGAAAAUGUAGAAAUUGUGGUGGCAAUUACCCACACAAAUCGAAGCCAUGCCCUGCAAAAGGUCAAAACUGUCAUCGCUGCGGGAAGCAAAAUCACUUCGCUAAGUUCUGUCUGAGCAAACAAGACACCCGCCAGUCUUCAUUUACCACGUCUAAAUCGAAAAUUCACCCGGUGUGCAAGUCAACAGAUUCCGACAGCGAAUCCAGCUCAUCAAACUAUUGUUAUGCAAUAGGGGGUUCAAGUCAAAAACCCUUAGAAACCCGGCUUAAAAUCAAAGGACAACGCAUCCCCUUCCUAGUGGACACUGGUGCGUCUAUCAAUAUCAUUGAUAAUGCAACUUUUAGUCAACUCAAGGGUAUUUCAUUACAACCCACAAACAUAAAAGCCUAUGCCUACAACUCGCAAACGCCCGUGAAAAUGAAGGGCAAAUUUGAAUCAUUGGUGGAAACAAAGAAACGUUAUGCCGUCGCAAAGUUCUAUGUCACGGAAGACAAUGGAGGCUGUUUACUUAACGCAUCAACGGCCCAAGACCUUGGCUUAAUUAGCUUGCAUUUAAACAAAGUUCACCCACCAACUGGAAAUAUACAAAAUUAAGAUCUGAAUGAUAUCGUUAAUCAAUAUCCAGAUGUCUUCAAAGGCCUUGGUAAAAUGAAAGGAAAACAAAUUGACUUAGUAAUCGAUUCAAAAGUCAAACCAAUCGCACAAAAGUGCAGGAGAAUUCCCUUUCAUCUUCGAAAGAAAGUCGAGAGCGAGAUUUCCAAACUAUUAGAUCAGGACAUAAUCGAGCGCGUUCCGGAAAAUGAACAAACUGAUUGGGUUUCUCCAAUUGUUUACGUACCAAAGAAAAAUGGGGAUAUCAGAAUAUGCAUUGAUAUGAGAGCUGCAAACACAGCAGUUAAAAGAGUUCGUCAUCCUAUGUGAAGUGAAGGAUAUUUCUAUCGAUCUCAAUGGUGCUACAGUGUUUUCAAAACUUGACUUAGCGCAAGCUUACCACCAGCUUGAACUUAGUCCAAGUAGUCGUCAGAUAACUACUUUUACAACUCAUAUUGGUUUAUUUCGAUGCAAAAGACUGAAUUUUGGAACUUCAAGUGCGAGUGAAAUUUUUCAGCACACAUUACAGCUUGCCCUUCAAGGACUUAAUGGCGUCAAAAACAUCGCCGAUGACAUCAUAAUUUUUGGAAAAGAUGUGAACGAACACAAUGAAAACCUAAAUGCAUGUUUAAGACGAUUGAAAGAACUUAACCUUACCUUGAACUUCGAAAAGUGUAAAUUUUUAAAAGAGAAUCUUGAAUUUUCUGGAUUUAUCUUUUCUAAAGAAGGAAAGCGCCCUGACCCGAAGAAAAUAGCAGUGUUUGUAAAUGCAGCCACGCCCACUACUUCAACGGAGGUACGCAGUCUAUUGGGUAUGUCAAACUAUUGCUCUCAAUUUAUACCCGAUUAUGCAACGAUUACAGAGCCUUUACGCAAUCUAACAAAGAAAAACACUCAGUUUAAUUGGACAGAACGUUGUGAAGAGGCUUUCAACACAUUAAAAGAUCUUCUCACGUCGAGUCCUGUCGUCAGCUACUUUGACAUCGAGAAGGAAACUACAGUUAUUGUUGACGCGAGUCCAGUCAGACUAUCAGCCAUUUUGUGACAACGAAAGCCUGGAAGUGCGCAAGAAAACAUUGUCGCUUUUGCAAGUAGAUCAUUAUCUUCUGUCGAGCUACGCUACUCGCAAACAGAAAAGGAGGCACUCGCCAUAGUAUGGGGGAUUGAACACUAUCAUUUAUAUCUAUUUGGUUCAAAAUUCACGUUAGUUACCGACCAUAAACCGUUGGAAAUCAUCUAUGCAAACCCUUGCUCCAAACCACCAGCGCAUAUCGAACGCUGGAUGCUGCGCUUACAACAAUACGACUGUGAAGUUGUGUAUAAAUCAGGGAUUGGAAACCCUGCCGAUUAUCUCUCACGUCAUCCAACUUCAGCUGAAUACAAGAAGCAAAAUAUAUCUGAUGAAUACGUCAAUUUCGUCACCCAAGAAGCUGUUUUUCCUGCUCUUUCUUUGGGUGAAAUCAAGGCUGCCACUGAUAAAGAUACAACAUUGCGGUGUCUACGAGCAGCUAUCAGGAGUAAUUGUUGGAACGGUGAUAUCUUACAACCCUUUCGCGCAAUAAAACAUGAGAUAUCUGUUGAUCUCACCAACAAUAUUCUGCUGAGGGGAACUAGAAUCAUUAUACCUGAGUCACUUCAAAGACACGUCAUCAAAAUCGCCCAUGAAGGACAUCAAGGUACAGCUAAAACUUAGUUAAUGAAGAGAUAGCCGACUGUUUAGCAUGCCAAGCUACAGGUGCUCCAAAUGCACAAGAACCACUCAAGUCACCACCUUUGCCCGAAAGACCAUGGCAAGAACUUAAAGUUGAUUUUUAUGGACCAUUGCCAACAGGACAGUAUCUGUUUGUUGUAAUUGAUACAUAUUCGCGAUUUCCAGAGGUCGAUAUUGUUCCAUCAACAUCAGCAAGUGCAAUCAUUCCAAAGCUGGAUGCUAUUUUUGCACGUCAUGGUAUGCCUGAUAAAUUGAAGUCCGAUAACGGCCCACCAUUUUUCGGAAAUGAAUUUCACCGGUACAUGAAAGCAUUAGGUAUACGUCAAACAACAUCUACGCCUUUAUGGCCACAAGGAAACUCUGAAGUGGAAUCUUUCAUGAAACCCCUUGGAAAGUCGAUUUGCACCGCCAUUCUUGAAAAACUACAAUGGCAACAAGAGCUUCACAAAUUCCUUCUGAAUUACAGAAUCACACCACAUACCACAACGAAAGUUCCGCCAGCACAGUUAUUAUACAAUCGACCUGUUAAAGGAAAGCUGCCCAUGCUAAGCACAAGAACAUAACAUAAACACAAGAAUGCACAAAAACAUAAACAGACAUCGUGAAGCGAGAGAAUGAUCAGCUGAAAAAGGAAAAUGCGAUGAACUAUGCUAAUAAACGCAGAAACACGAAAGAAUGCGAUAUUAAAGUAGGUGACCUGGUUAUCUGUAUGCAAAAGAAAACGAACAAGUUCUCAUCUAGAUUUAACGUGCAACCUUACAAAGUCGUUCGUGUUCAUGGAUCAAAGAUUGUUGCUAGACACGGAGAUCAUUCCAUUUCCUGUAACUCUUCAUUCUUCAAAAAGGUCCAACAAAGACUUGACGGUAACAUUGCUGCUGCUGCUGAUGAUGAUGAUAAUGUCGAAUAUCACAAAAGAGCCACAGAAGAAAUUCCUGUUCGUCGAUCUGCACGCAGUCGUAUACAGACACAGUUUUAUGGAGAUCCAAUAAACUCUCGAUUAAUACGUUGAAGGAUUUUGUUUUAAUUUUUUUAUUAAGAAAAGAGUAAAUGUAAUGUUUUGUUCAGCGAAAGGACGCUAGGACCCAGACCCUAUAUAUAUUGUUAUGUUUUGGAGAGUUAUAAAAAGUUACGUUCGAAGCACGCCGUAGUUUGAAUCAUCUACAAUCUGCCUAUUAGAACACAGUAAACAUAAAUAUAACAGGCUGGAUACUCAUGGCAAAGAAAUAAAGGAGCAAAUUGCUAAAGCCAUAUGCAUACCCUUAAGUGAGCUAUCAGAAAGACAAAAAUAUCAGAAUCAAUUGGAAGAGCAGGAAGAGAAGGCUAAAGAUCUUGACAAACUUUUGGAACUUAUGAAAGACAAAAUGAAAGUUUAGACCAAAAGUGAAAAAAUUCAGAGUUUAAAUGUACAUGUUCAAAAGCGUUUACCCCUGUGUGACUUGAAAUAAUUUUAUGCAUCAUUCAAGAUUUCCAACCCUCAUGUAAAGUUGGCUUUUCAAAGUUUUAGCUAAGAUCAAAAUGAUGUAUCUCAGUUGGAUGUUCUGGAAGUCACUCUGUGUGUGUAUGAACUAUUCACCAGAAUGCUAUCUUGAUGCUUAAUGCAAUCAAAAUUGAAAAAAAUAGGAAUGAACUGAUUGAAAUGUUGGUCUGCAGUUUGGAUUCCAAAGAAUGCAUAAUCCAAAGAUGCGAAAACUGUCCUUCUGAACACAUACUGAAAGAGUUCUUGCAAAAGGAAAUACUUGAGGAUCCUGAUGAGCUUGGUGAUGGUUGCUACCUGGAAAUCAAGUACCAGCAGUGUACAACUUUAGACAGGUCACAACUUAUAAGCCAAUGCUUACCAGCCACCGACUUCAUUUCUUUACUGGUCAAGAAAUUAAAUGAUCUAACAGGACACUCAUACAUUGUAAAAGCACAAGCUGCUUACCUCAGGCAAAGAAAGGAUGAGCUGAUAGAUAAUGAGGCAAUUGUACUUUUUGAUUUUGCAGAAAACUAUAAGUUUGUUGUGCAGGGUGAAAAGCAAGGAUUCCAAUGGAAUCAACAGUCAUGCACACUUCAUCCUGUUGCAGUUUAUUAUAAGUCAGGAGGAGAGACCAUUCAGCAAUCUCUUUGCUUCAUCUCAGAUGAUUCCUGCCAUGACACAGUCUUCGUUUACAAAGUAGUAAAGGAUACAAUAUCAUUUACGAAAAAGAACCUGGUAUGCAAUCUAGAGCAUGUCUUAUACUUCAGUGAUGGAUGUGCUGCCCAGUACUGCAAAAACUUUCUGAACAUUUCACGGCACAAAGAAGAUUUGAUGUUUCAUGUACCUGGUCUUUUUUUGCAACAUCACAUGGAAAAUUCCCCUGCGAUGGUAUGGGAGGCACCCUCAAGAGGCUUGUGUCUAGUGCCAGACUACAAAGACCCUUUCAAAAUCAAAUACUCAGUUCAAGGGAUCUUUUUUAAUGCUAUCAGAGAGAGAUUCAAGGGAUUGAAGUAUUUUUCAUUUCAUGUCAUGAAAUAGGGAAUGUUCGCCAUACUCUUGAAAGUAGGUUCUGAAGUGCUAUCGUGAUCCCAGGAACAAGAUCUUUCCAUCAUUUUCAACCACUAAAAGGAACCAUCAUAGAAAUGAAAGAAUCUCAACAGACACUAAUUUUGACCUUCUUUUUUAUGUCAGACUUGGUAGGAUCAAGGAGGAACAAGAGGAAAUAAAAAAUUCAGAUUCUGUAUCGUGCAGAUAUGAUGAGAAUUGCUGGAUUGGUAUUGUUUGUGACAUUGAAAAGGAACAUGGAGAUUUUGACAUUAAAUUCAUGCAUCUAUCAUACUCAUCUAGAUCAUAUAACUGCCCAUUACAAUAAGAGGGGUGUCCUGUCAAGUCAUAUUAUUGCACCACUGAAUCCGCCAGUUACUGUUACUGGAGGACAGUACAAUUUGAAAGAUGAGGAUAUCAAGCUAAUUGAAGAUAAACUUAGACAAAAAACAGUUUGAUAAGAACAGAAAUUUAAGAAUUUUCCUGGAUUUACUUGCUUAUCAUGUGAUAGUUAUGCGACAAAACUGAUAUUUCUGGUAUUUUGCGAUAAUGAAAAUUCAAAAGCAUUAAACUCUUGUUCUCUGUUUCUAGGCAAGACACCAACAUCUCAACACUUUUCUAUUAAAUAGCUUUUUAUGCUGUAUAAGUAUGCCAAAUAUCAAGUUGGUGCUACCUAAUAGACAAAAGAUAUUCAAAGUUAUCAACUGUUACUUUUUACUAAGUGACGUCAUCAAUUGUUUUUUAUUGUUCCAAAUAAGGUGUCAUAUCUUUUUCCAGGUUAAUUUUGAGGGAAAACUAAUGACAAAUUUGGAUUCUCCAUAGCUGAAAUAACUAUAAUACAAGAUCUUAUCAUAAAAAUGUUUGUUAAAAAAUAGCUAUUGAAGGAUCAAGUUUUAGAGGAUGACCAGCCAGCAGGUGUUUUUUCAGCAAUAGAAACACCAACGCUCUUUGCCUUGGAGGUUGAACCAGACCUUGUGGAAUGUGAAAAAAUUUGUUGAACAUCAAUAACAUCCAAUCCCAGCGUAGCUUUAACCCAAUUGUAACAGUGCAAACUGGAUCAUGAGGCUGUUUGUAACUAAUGAUCAGUUUUUCAAAUGGUCCUCGAAAUGAAAACGAACAAGGAAGAUAAUGUUUUAAAUUUGCCACAGGGCAUAUAAACUCACACAUAAGAUAAAUUCUCAGGUCAAAAGGGGACUGAUGAAAUUUUGGUCUUGUUGAUUUCAAGCAAUGUUGUAUGAUCAGGUAAUGAACAUACAACUCUAUCUUGCUCAAAAUGUAUAUAUCUAACAUCAAUGGAAGAUAAUGUUUGAUUUCUUUGAUCUGAUAAUAGACACAAUAAUGUUACAAUACAAUAUGAGAGCAGUUGAAAUGAUAAAGACUCAGAAUUUCCCAGUGAUUUUAAAUACCGUAAUACAUAAUGAACAUCAAAAGUUUGUAUCUAUUUUGGUAUUGCAGGUUUCAAAUUGAAUAUGCCUCUCAUAAAUCUCCUAACUAAAGGAUGAGAACCAAAGGCAACACUAUCUGAAUAACUCAACAUGUUAGACAAUGUAGAUAUAGCUGUAUUUACUCAAAAUAACCAAUAUUUCUGUCAUGAAACAACUUGCAAGAAAACUUUUUUCCAUGACUUACCGAACAACUGGUUGGUGAAAUGAUAUUAGGCAAACAGUAAUGGAACCAGGAUUCGAUAUAUGUAGAAUAUUGUUUAAUGUACCUAACCUCCAAGAUUCUUGAAUAAUAUUUAAUGCUUCAUGGGAAUACCUGAUGUGUGUGUCUCCGUCCAGACACUAUACCAGCCUUCAAUCUUAGAGUUUUGUGAAGAGGAUGUAUCAAUUGUUGAUUUGGUAGCAGGAGCAGUUGUUUGCUAGAUGGAAUAAUGACAGGUUGUACUAUUAACAAUCUGAUAAAUUGUGUAUACCAACAACUUUGUGGCCAGUCUGGCACAAUCACUAAACCAUAUGCUUCAUCUUUUUCGAUCUUUAAGUACUUUUGGAAUCACAGAAAAAGGAGGAAAAGGCAUAAAAAGUAAUUUUAUGCCAAUCAAAAGUAAAUGAAUCCACAACAGAAGCUUCUGGGUCCGGUCAGAAUGAGCAAAAUGGUUUGAACUGACAAUUGAAACGAGAUGCAAAUAGAUCCAUAUCAAAGUGCAUGUUGAAAUAUGAUUUAGCAAAUUUAAAAAUACUAGGAUUCAAUUUUCCAUUCUAUAGACUGUUGAUGUAAUCUAGAUUGCGAAUCUGCUUCAUUGUUUUCUUUCCCUGGUAUAAUGGCGGCAGUGAGCCAAUUUUUAUUAACGGUCAAGCUCUGGAACUCCUUGCCACCAAUUGAACUUAAGAAUACUCGAAAGAAAAAUUAUAAUUAACAAUAUAAUAAUAAUAUACUUAACAAUAUUAUAAUUAACAUUUGUUCUUGCUAAUAAACGAUUUUGAGUUCGAAUUUCUUCCGACAAAGCAACUGGUCUUCUAAUUGUUACUAACUGGUCUUCUAAUAUAGGCCCUGGUAUUCUCUGUACAACAGAAUGUUGAUUUCUGAAUGCAUUAUUAUUCCUUCCAGCAAAGCCUCUAAUGUUACUGCCAAACCGUCCACAAGCUGUGCAUCCACUACGCAAGAAUCUGCAACUGCUAGCUGGCAUAAUAUCUGAAACCAAUGAUUACCAAUAGGUAUAUCAUUUGAAGCCAAGUAUAUAUAAUUGAUUCAUCUUGAUCAUCUGGUACUUCAAAACAAUAUUCUGUCUACUUAAACAGAUGGUUUGUUUAUUGUCAGAAAGUUGACACAUUUCCGAUACAUUAUUAUAUUAAUUUUGGCACGUUUAAGUUGACACGUUUCAAUCAUGGAAUUAAUUUCCUAACAGAACUGCUUAACAAACAUAAUUUGGGCUACUCUGCUAUGAAACUGCUCGUUCAGCAUUAUCCAAUAUUAUGACACCAGAUUCAAGUUCGUCAUUUGGUAACAAUCCAUUCGUUAAUAGAUUACUGUGAGGGAUGUUUAACAUAUGGCCGAGUAUUCCUAAGCAUAUAAACACUUACGAUGUUGAUGUUGUGUUACAGUAUCUGAAGGGCCUAGGUGACGCAGAUUUUAUUACAUUUAAAAUGCUUACCUCUCGUCUUGUAAAAUUGUUUCUUCUUCUAUCAGGACAGAGAGACCAAACAUUUGUUGCUAUUGACAUCAGACUUCUGGAUGUUUCUGAUGACAGAAUUAUUGGUUAUAUUGAUCAAGCCCUCAAAACAACUAGACCUGGCUUUCAUCAGUCGCCUCUUGAUUUCUGCGUAUUCCCUGAUAGCAAGGCUAUUUGUCCUGUAUUUUAUAAACAGCAGUAAUUGUUUGAAUCAUUCUCUACGUGGCCCGAGAGUGAAAUUAUUUGUUAGUUACACAUUACCUCAUCAAUCGGUUUGCACCUCGACCAUUUCACGUUGGGUGAAAAAACCAUGUUGCAAUUGGUAGGAAUUGGUAUUAAUGUAUUUACCUCUCACUCUACUAGACCUGCAUCAACAUCCAAGGCACAAAGCAUUCGCCUGUCGCUAACACCCAUAAACAAAGCUGCAGGAUGGUUGAAAUCCAGUACUUUUCGAUGUUUUUAUAAUAAGACAGUUCAUGAUAGUAACUUUGGCAGUAGCAUUUCAGCCAUUUUUUAUUGUUAAUAUUGAUUUUUAAUGUGCGAACAAACGAUCAUUUCUAGGUUCAAGUCUACUUGAUCAACCCAUUGUGAGUCUCUUUGAAGUCUUGUAUAAAUAGCGAAAGGAUUUUGGGUUCUAGCUAUGGAAAAUUAUCAAGAAAUUAAACAAACCUUGGUGUCUUUUGAUGUAGAUUAUUUUCCAUACUUAGAAGCAAACGACGUUAGAUUUAUCCGCCACCUUACCCAAAUAAUUAUGUUUUUCCCUUUCUCUAGUGUUCAAUUUCAGGACUGGCAGGCUCCACUGGUAUGUCUUUGAAUCAGGUGAAAUGCCACGUGUUGCUCAUAUAAAUUGCAUGUCGUAUGGCUGUAGGUAUGGAAAAUAAUCUACAUCAAACUACACCAAGGUCUGUUUAAUUUUUUAAUUUUGCUUCAGUUGCAGCUACAGAUAAAGAAAAACCUCAAAAGAUCAGUGAAAAGUUUAAAGUGCAUAUGAAACCAAAUUUUCAAAAUUAAGCUUAAAUCAUUGAAAAAAACCUUUGGUACCUAUUUUGUAGCAUUUUGCCAGUUGCAAAUGCAAUAAAUUUACGGUUAAACUAAAGCACCUGGAAGGAAAGUUUUGUAUGACGUGAUAAAUAGUGCUUAGCUGACCAAGUGUGUAAACAUUUGGGCAAAAUUCGAGGCGCCGGUCGGUCUCCAACUUUUUGUUGACAAAUGUUAAAUGUCAUCUGAUAAAUCCUAUCUGAGCUUUGGCGAGGAAAAAUCAGUUUUGAAUGAAGAAAUUGACAGUGUUGAUGACUAUGAUAUUGAGAAUUUACGUGCAAAUGCGCCUUAUGAAGAUGAACCUCUUGCUGUUCUGGGGCGCCCACAGGCCGGUUUUACUAAACUAUGGAAUCACCCAAAACGAGCCAAAACGACCCAUAACCAGCCAAAACCAGCCAUAACGACCCAGAAUUACAACAGAACGACCCAAAACAACCCAAAACGUUGCAAAUAGCAUCGAGCAGAACGACCGUUUUUCGCGCUUUUUUUGACCUGUGCACGUUGGCUGAGAGUGGCAAACCAAGAAAAUGGAGGCGACGCUGUCCGCUCUUUUAGAUGCAGAGCAGGUAAUUUAAUAUGUUUUCCUUUACAUGUUUCUCUUCUUUUCAUUCCCAGUUUUACCUAUUCUUUGCCUGCUUCUUUUUGCGUGAUGGUCAGAAAUCAACAACGGCAUUGUCCGUAUUCUGUCCGUAUAAGCCAUUCUAAUAAUGAUCGAGUACAUUCUCAUCGCCAUUAUAACCUAUUAAGUAUGAUAGUUGCCCAUCUCAGAAGUAAUUUAGAUUUUUCUAUGUUCUAUGGUGAUUUUUGCAGCCUGUUAUCAUGACAGGGUCGGGCUGGAAAUCGAGAAAAAGGCCGAAGGCACACUUGGCUCGCUAAUUUUCGAAAAUUUUCCCACCUCCAAAUUUAUUAAAAGCUCUCCCCCCUUAAUAAAUUUUUCCCUUUUUUAAUCUGAACAAGAUUUUUUCUUGCUGAGAAUAUCCCGGUCAUAGGUAGCCAGGUAUUAUAAUUAUCUGUCACUAGUUAAAAAGUCCAUGUAAAUAUUGACUGUAAAUGACAGAGCAUCUGUAGUAAACAGGCACACAUUAUUUAUUUCAUAUUGUAAGAAACUCAACCUCCCAGGGGCCAUUCCAGUGAAAAAGGGGGCAUUUGCAUAAUCUCAUAUAUGCGAGCCAUGCCCAUUGUUACACCCAUAGGCCACAUCCAAAAAAAUUUCAACAUUUUGAAUAAAUUUCAUUGGCUUGUCUGAUUUAUCAUUGAAAUAGCAAAGAACACAGAAUUAUUAAGGCAAAAACACUUGAACUAUUCAUAAUACACUAUAUCAUAAAUGAAAUCACUUUUGCUAAAAGCAGUAAAAUCAAACAGUUUUAUAGGAAGCUUGCAGUAACUACGAAAAGGUUUUCAAAAAUUAAUGAGAAUAUAGAUGAUUUUGAAGCAACAAUUUUCUAUCAGUUGGCAAGUUCAUGUGCUGACAAUUUUUUUCUCUUUUUAUAUUUGGCUUCCAAUGGGGUGUCACUAGAAAUUUUUUAGGGGUCAGCUGCCCCUCCAUGACCCCCACUAGCACCAUCCCUGAAAGGAUGUCAAAUUUAUGUGAAUAACGCCCCAAUUUUAUUCUUUCAGUUUCGCUUGCUACCAUUUGGCUCACUGAAAGGUUUCAUAACAGAGGAAAUUGAUCAAUUUCUUGAUGUGAAACAUCUUAAAGAUUUUUUCAUUGUGGACAAUUAUAAAGAUCAGUGUACGUUAAUUGAAGCUGCAAACAGUUGUAGCAUAACUGUACCAGAAAUCAUAACUUAUGAUUUCAAGAGCCCUUUGAUAGAGGAAGCUCAACAUGUUCCUGGCCAUGAGUUGUUACCCGUUCCUGUAAUGAAUGUGCUCAUGGAUUAUAGCAAGAAAGUAAUUGUAAGUAAAAGUGGUACUUUUGGUGACAAGGUUCAAGGAUUUUCAGCCUGGAAGUGAGGAGCUUUGUUCUUUGAUCUUAAAGGGCCUCUCCAGCCAAAAAAAAAAUUUUUUUUAUUGACUAAAAGUUAGCAUCUGGUGCGUGUAUUAUGGCAAAGUCGUUUGCAAAAUUCCAAUUAGUUUAGAAGUUAUAAGGCUUUAAAGUUGCACCUUUUCAAGAAAAAAACGACAAAAGCCGAAUCAGUUGGCAUGUUUUGUUUGUUUGUUUGUUUGUUUGUUUGUCUUAUUUGUUAACCCAGCCUGGGUCAGGCCUUUUUGUUUGAUGCAACUGAUCACGCGCGUUCGCGGCAGCACUUGGGAAAACCCAACCACGCGAGCGUUUGAUCAUUCGCACAAAACGGUAAAUUGUGAGGAAUAAAUGUCUCAUCAAUGAACACAAUUCUAGUCAACUUGUGUGAACCAAGCAAGUGACAUAGACAAUAAAAAGCCAGUAUAUAAAAACACAGGAAAUAUAAGUAAGCUGACUUAACCACAUCUCAAUGAAAAAUGCGUUUGAAGUAAGGCUUUUUUAAAAAGGUAUGGUACAGCAUUUUGGGAUCAUCUGGCAAUAAUGUCUUUUUUGACCUUCAUGAUGUACAUAAAGUUUAUAGAUGAAGCACACUUAUAAAGGGGAUUUAGUCUUACUUGGAGUGCAUUACAGAUAAUCGUAACAGUUCUUUUCCAUUAGAUGUUACCUCAAACAAAAGGGUACCUUAUAACAGUCCUGAACAAUUUUUCACUAUUAGAGCGAUCGCUUGCACAAGAGAAAUCAUGCGAGCGAUGGGCCACUCGCAGGGGCUAUUUCUUACGAAAAGGCCUGCUGGGUUUCUGGCAGCUAUGAGCUAAUGUGGGCCUGGGGCACUGGGGCCUUUGUCCUUAGGUUUUCUCUUGAGUACACAUUAGGUGACUUGCUGGCUAGACAGGUGUGUUGGCAGAACAGCUUGUGGAAAAAGGUUCCAACCUAAUUCAUUAGAGUUGAAGCACUAAGCUUUAGCCUCUUGGCCACUCCACUAUCAAUUUGCCAUUAUUUAUGUGCUAUAUUCAUUGCAUUAUCUUUUUAGAUCUUUUCUAUUUGUCUCAAUUAUGCAUAACAUGUUAACAAAUAAUUUUUUUCUGAUUUCCUAGAUUUGCUCCCUUUACUCAAACAACUUAACACUGCAACCAAGAGAAACUGCAGAAUGCAAUCAACUUCUGCUAAAUGAUGACUUCCCUCCUAAUUUAGAAUUGGAUUCAGUGCAUUAUGAUGUAGAGGAGCAAAUGACAGAGAAGAUACAGAAAACCAAAAGUCCUGAUAUAUCUCGCCAAACCAAACUUUCUGCCAAUGACAUAUUUGAAAGGAUAUUAGGCUCAACACCAGACAAAAAUCUCUUCUUCACUGUAGAUGGUGCUCCACCAAAAGGUACUUUUCACAACUUCAUUAAUCAUGUAAACUUUUCAUAGGCCCUAGCACUGGCCCUUCAUCAGCCGAUAGCUGCCAGAAACCCCAGCCUGGGUUGACAAAUAAAAUUGUCUGCUUGCUCAGUAAACUUCUAUCAGCUGAGCUGUAGUGGCAAAAACACCACCUUGUUUAUAUUGGCAGUAUCUUGGUAAUAUAUAAGUUCGCUUAAACAUGCGUUUCAGCCAAUUUGUUGUAUGAGAGAAAUUAUCUCUGAUUUAAUCUAUCAGGUUCAGUUGAAGCUAAGGUAUACUUGGUUGACAAUGAAAAGUAAAGCUUUGACCAAAUCAUGGCAGAUGACAAUGGUGUGUUCAAAUACGAAGGGUCACCAUCAAAGAGCUUUCUCUACGACAAUUUGCAGCAUACAACCACCACUGCACAUCUUAAAGAUGGAAAAUGGUUUGUAAAGCGAAGGUCAGGAAGAAAAUAUUUUGAUGUAAGAAGUAAACCCAUCUGAAGUUUUCAUUUUGACAAGAACAUACAGAAGACAUAUGGUCGAAAAAGACUUCUGCAACACAAUUUGCAGAUUAAAGAAUGCAGCUAGUGGCAAGUACCAAAAGUACUGCCUUGUAAUAAAUGAAUGGACAGGGCACAAAAAAACAGUCUAACAAUGAAAUGUCAUGGUAAUGCAAAAACAGAUAAUGCAAAAGCCACACCAUACAUGAGGACAGAAAAAAGCGUGUUGAAAGAAAUGAAAGUAGGCAUUGAGAAUGGUGGCCAAGUGCAAUCCGUCUACCACAAUGCUAUUGAAUCCUCUGGUGGUCCCUUAAAAUGUACAUCACAGUCAAAGCAGCCAAAAAAUCCAAAGCAGGUGUAUAAUUUACAACCAAGGUCAAAAGAAACAACUGAGAAUCUUGAUGUAUCCCAAGACGAAAUUCUGCGUGUUGUUGAAGUUAUGAAACGAGAGGGUGCCAACACUUUGAUUAGGAAUGUUAUCCUUACGCCAGACGAGUACUGCAUUACAGCAUUUGACAAGCAGCAGCUUAACCACAUUGUCAAGUUUUGUGUUGAUGCCAACAAGAUUCUGGGGAUGGACACAACAUUCAACAUUUGUGACAUGUGGGUAACCGACACUGUCUUCCAGAAUCUACGAUUGAUGAAUGAUAAAGGUGAACAUCCAUGGUUCUAUGGUCCAGUGCUGCUGCACAUGAAAAAAUCCAAAGACACCUUUUCAAGAUUUGCCAUUGAUUUAGUGGUUGGAAAUUCCAGCAUCCGAGACCUUCCCUUUUUAGGAACUGAUAUGGAAAAAGCAAUGUAUCAAGGUUUCAAGGGUGUUAUGCCAAAUCUGAAGAAUCUGCUCUGUGUGAAGCAUAUGGCAGUUCGUGAUCAGAAUUAAUAUGCGUGCUAAUAUAAUACUUUAUUAGCCUAUCCAACUGUACCUCAAAUUUUGCUGUAUCAAUGUUGCACCAUUUCAUUCUAGAUAUUUUUAAUGAAUUAGUUCAACUAAAAUGGAGAGUCUGUUAAAAGUAGAAAAGUGAGUCAAAACACACAAAAACCUUACCAGUGAACCAUACAAUGUGCUUCAUCAACUAUCACCACCUCGCAUCGAGCUCUAAAGAUAUCUGACGAUAAUAUUGAUCGCCACCGGUCACUAGCAAGCAUACUUUCCGGCGAUGUGUACACAAGAGAGUAUCCAUUAUUUUCAAUACCCUCAAAUAUCAUUAGAUUGUCCAUCGAAUAUUGCAGCAUCAACAAUCGCGGUCUCCGUCAAUUUCUCCACUUGAUCAAGCAUUAACGCCUUUAAAGGUGAGAUUACAAGAACUGUACUUGUUCCAAUGACAUGCUCAUUCAUCAAGUCGAGCAAUGGCGGGAUACAUUGGAAUAUCAGUGAUUUGCUAGAACCUGUUGGUGCGCUGAAAUAUAAAUCCUUC
Messenger RNA from Rhopilema esculentum, 19217 nucleotides. NCBI's taxonomy places the organism in Eukaryota, Metazoa, Cnidaria, Scyphozoa, Rhizostomeae, Rhizostomatidae. The record is from RefSeq and is a predicted model, not a curated record.